GACCUAUCUAGCACCGUUGGAAUUAACGCGCUGAGAAGUCUGCGGUACCCAACGUUCAUUCCUCCAAAGCCAGAAUUACAAAUCGAAAAGAUGGCCACCAAUAUGCAAACUCAGGCGAACCCGCCUCUUCCUUCUGCAGAGAUCAUUCAGUCUCAGUUCGACAUGGCAAUCGCCCUUGCUCUUGCCAACUGGCCGGCUUUGACACUCGCGGUACAAAAUCAAUGGGGUGGUCCUGACAGCGCCGAUAAACGAGAUUGGUUUGCUGGAGCAGUUUCUGAUCUUUUCCUGUCGGACCCGGAAACGGAUGCUCAGGAUGUCGAGGAUAUGCUGUUGCAGGUCAUGAAUGACGAAUUCGAUGUCAAUGUCGACGAUGACAGUGCUCUUGCAGUAGCCAACGAGAUCUUGCUCUUGCGAAAGGAUGCCUUUGAGGGAAACUUCAACCGCAUCACUGAAAUGCAGCAGCGAUGGUCGGAAAAGAAGGGCAAGAGCAAUAUCAAUAUUUCAAAAGGCGAGGGAGAAGACGAGAGCGAUUCAGAUGACAGCGAUGAGUCGGAGGACGAUUAUUCCGACAUGGGUGAUAACUCGCGCCCGGCUGCUGCGCCAAAGCCCAAACCCGUUCCCGAGGUGGACGACGAUGGCUUCACUAAGGUUGUCGGCAAGAAGAGGUGAAAGAUGAGGUCUUGGUCUGAAUGUUUAAGAUAUCAUUUAGUAUUUUGGCUCAGCGCAUGAGAGGCGUUACGGAUUACAAAAGGUGCAAGCGUUUGAAAAUCAUAUUUGCCAUUCAAUCUUCAUGUAGAAUUUAUGCAUUACAAACAUCAAUUGUUACUAAGACAUGUAUUUGAUGAUAUCUACGAGC
Xylona heveae TC161 is the source of this 856-nucleotide messenger RNA. RefSeq lists its product as hypothetical. The transcript is spliced from 2 exons. Gene Ontology annotation, cellular component: nucleus. The record is from RefSeq and is a predicted model, not a curated record. Lineage: Eukaryota; Fungi; Ascomycota; Xylonomycetes; Xylonales; Xylonaceae. Bases 91 to 669 code for a protein of 192 amino acids. Gene Ontology annotation, biological process: maturation of SSU-rRNA from tricistronic rRNA transcript (SSU-rRNA, 5.8S rRNA, LSU-rRNA).